Molecule: messenger RNA, 1368 nt
Organism: Marchantia polymorpha subsp. ruderalis
Lineage: Eukaryota; Viridiplantae; Streptophyta; Marchantiopsida; Marchantiales; Marchantiaceae
Source: the annotation of a GenBank genome assembly
GGUAGACAUCGCAUCAGAGAUAAAAGCGUUAGUGACUUGGACUAUAUCAUAGAUUUCCUACUGUCCAUAUGUUGGAAAUGAGGUGGUGGUUUUAUUGUAGUAACUUGGAUUUAGCAGACGCAUCUAGGUUUCACCUCACUAACUGCGUCAUUGCCCCAAGCGCAAAGUACAGAAGAGACGAAGAGUGGUGCAACAAGAAUUUUGGCUAGAUCGACCCCGACCGUAUUCACUCCAGGCUGACGGUAUACGCAUGCCGCCACCGUCCAAGACGAACCGUUACCGUCCAAGACAGAUUUCGACGAGUGAUUAGUUUCGACUAGUGACGAAGCCGUCCCGGCAUUUUACUCUCGCGUUUCUUCUUGGAGCUGGCGAUGGUGUCACCGCCGCUAAUUCUUGGAGCUGGCAAUGGCGUAAUCUGUGUAAUUUGCUGUUGCGACGAUCGAACUGGUGAGUGAUUUCAAUGCUUUCCAUCUAUGCGCUUCCGAUGAUAGUGACUUACCUGUUGCGGGGUGUUGAAGGAGAAGCUUAUCUGCUCGAUCCCAGAAAAAAGUAGCAAAAAUUUAGCAAAAAAAGUAGCAAAAAAUACCUCCGGACCAGCCCAGGCGGUUUUCCAAUGAGCACAGGCUAUUCGGAAUAGCAAACAUAUUGAAGCUUAUACGAGAGAAUCGGAGCUCCGUCGAGGAUCUGAUGAAGAGUGUCUGCUUUGAGUCUGACGGUCGGGAACGAGAUCCUGUCAAUGGAGUGUACGGGACAUUACGAUAUCUUCAGCGAGAGACGGGAGGAAAACAGAACGGCUUGGUCCGAGAAGCUAAGGAUACUGUUGGUGGAGGAUGCUCCCAACAAAGGCCGUGCAUGUGGCCUGAGUAGGCCACAUGCACGGCCUACUCAGGUCGCCUCUACAGAGACAACGCCAGCGCUGCAAGACAACGAUGUUUAUCAUAUGCAGCAGCAGCAGCAACUGCAUAACAUACAGAUGCCCCAGCAGCAGAUGUCUUCUCUAGAGUAUUUUGUUAAUUUCAAUGCCGGUGGCGGAGGCUUUAAUCCGGUGCAAGCAACGGACGCGUCGAACUCUCAUCCACUUAUGCACCUCACAGAUAGAAGUGCAGAAGUUACUCUUCAUCGGGCCUCUUCUUCGUACACUGGAACAGCAGCGAGAGACUUUCUCUCCCUCACACACAACUCUUAACUCUCGCUAUCAUUGACUUUUGUUGUAAUUGCAGAUAAUACAGAAUCUACAGCUUUACAUCGUUAAUUUUUUCAUUUUCUUUUCUCCACAGCUAUAAAUCUAUCCAGACUCACAUGCAGUGUCUUCCCAGGAUUUUAUAUUAUAUGACAAACUAAUAAAAAACGUGGCUGAUUUAAUGGCCC